AUGGAGGACCCCGCCCCCGUCGCACCGGUUCCCCAGAAGCGUCCGCUCGAAGAUGAAGUCGAACCUCCCAUCACACCAGCCAAGUCCACAACCAAUUCGCAAGCCUCAACACCCCUUUCAGUACUCUCAGUCCAAACACCAUCGCCUCUAAAGAGUAGCGCGCCGAGUUCGACCGGACCCAACAGCAAGUCUGCCGACGGUCAUGGUCUUUCCAACACAGAUGUCGCCACAUCGAGCAGCACACAGCAAGCAGCCAAAAGGAGGAGGCUGACUACUCAAGAGAAAGAGGCACAGCGCCUUGAGAAGGAGGCAAAGGCUAAGGCGCGAGAAGAGAAGAAGGCACAAAAGGAGGCUGAAGAGAAACUCAAGGCAGAGGAGAAACGGAAAAAACAUGAGGAGCGUGAUGAAAAGAAGCGCAUAAAAGAGGAGGAACAGCAACGCCUUGAGGAGGAAAAGGCAAAGAAGGCACGGUCACAGAUGAAGUUGAACGCUUUCUUUGUGAAGCCAAAGGCAGGGACAAGCCCGGGACAGGCUGCGGUAGCUUCAUCCCAGCACCCCACAACCUCUGUAUCAUUACCAGACAGAUCUGGAGCAAGCACUAAGCCAAUUCCGCCCUCCCCACAGAAGACUAUCGUCAAGGGUGCGAAAUCAGACUACGAACGCUACUUCUUGCCGUUUAACGUACCUGCACACACGAUUCUUGCGCCGACGAAUGCCCUUCUGAACAGCCCAGAACGAUUAGAAGCCGCUCGAAACCGACUGGAGAAUAUCGUCGCACAAAAAGAUUCGUAUUCGGAACUAAUAGCGCGGGAGACCUUGGUGUCACUCUUCCCAAAGCGAAAUGUUCGGGGCCAUCGGACAGCUACGAUUGCGGAAAUUGUGGAUUGCGUCAAUAACUCAUCUGACUACCCGAUAGAUAUCACUUCUACGAACAGUACAGCAUCACGGCACCCAUUGGAGAUGCUGAAAGAGAUACCGAUGAAGUAUAUCCAUUUCUGCACAGACGUACGCCCGCCCUAUUAUGGAACAUAUACUAGGCCAUACACAUACACCGAGGCUUCUCGUCUCGCACGCAACCCUAUAUCAAGAGUCCGAAAGGAUACCGAUUAUGACUACGACUCUGAAGCUGAAUGGGAUGAGCCCGAGGAAGGUGAAGAUUUGAACUCUGACGGUGAAGAUGACAACGAAGAUGAAGCAGAUGACGAUAUGGAUGGCUUCCUUGAUGAUGAGGAGGAUCCGCAACUCAAGCGCGGACUCAUUAGCGGCGACCUGGUACCCGUUAGCACUGGCUUAUGCUGGGAGGAUGCAGAGAGCGUAUCUCGGCUGAACGACGGAUCCGACGCCAUUUGUACAGACUUCAAGGAAUUCAAGAUGGAGUUCUUACUGGAUCCGCAAAUGCGGUCGAUUGAUCCCUUCUCUACCGCAUACUGGGCGCCGGAUCCGGCAACUGCAAUCCCCGCCCCUACCACCGCAAACAAAGAAGCAGCCAGUAAUGGCGCCAUGAACCCACCCAAAGCACCGCUCACGCAGCGCACUAUGAACGGCUUGUUCAAUACCCUAAAUGGCCCUCAGAACACUCCGUCAAGUACGUCGGGUAAAUCAGCCAAGGCAAAACGAAUGGUACCCGCCGAACAACUUUCCGCUUUCAAAGCGGAGAUUGAAGGCAAAGAUCUCACCAAGCUUGGUAUGAUUGAGUCUUUGAAGAAAGCCUUUCCGAAGCUGCCAAAAGACGCCAUCUCCAAUACCCUCAGUGUUGUUGCUGCAAGGGUAGGCCCCACCGAGAAAGAAAAGCGAUGGGUACUCAUCAAUUCAUGA
Bipolaris sorokiniana ND90Pr is the source of this 1815-nucleotide messenger RNA. RefSeq lists its product as uncharacterized. Gene Ontology annotation, cellular component: CAF-1 complex; nucleus. Bases 1 to 1815 code for a protein of 604 amino acids. Lineage: Eukaryota; Fungi; Ascomycota; Dothideomycetes; Pleosporales; Pleosporaceae. The transcript is spliced from 2 exons. Gene Ontology annotation, biological process: nucleosome assembly. The record is from RefSeq and is a predicted model, not a curated record.